This is a messenger RNA of Carica papaya (papaya), 2283 nucleotides long. The record is from RefSeq and is a predicted model, not a curated record. NCBI's taxonomy places the organism in Eukaryota, Viridiplantae, Streptophyta, Magnoliopsida, Brassicales, Caricaceae.
GCUGCAUCAACCAUUGAUAAGGCGGAGAAGGUGCAGGUAUGCAAGGGGAGGAAGAGGCUUAUGAAACAAUUAGUGGGGUUUAGAGAAGAAUUUGCAGAUGCACAAUCUGAGUAUUUGAGAGCUUUGAAGAAUACUGGUGUCACUCUCAGACAAUUCACAGAAUCAGAUUCUUUAGAGCUUGAAAAUACAACUUAUGAGCAGGCAUUACCUCUGUCACCACCUCCUCCACUGCCUCCUUCACCCCCACCACCUCCUCCUUUCAGUCCCGAUUCGAGAAAGCCCAAAGAUGAGACACAAAAAGAAAUUGCUGAGGAAGAAAGUAUGGAGAUUGACAGAAUAGGUGGUUGUACCCCACCGCCUCCUUCAGUUCCAAGUUCCUCAUGGAACUAUUGGGAUCCUUUUGAAUCCUUGUUGCCUCAUCCUAACCCACAGAAGAGUGAAACAGUGGAACAAAUUGAGGAAGAAGAUUGGGCAGAGACACAGACAGAAUUCGAGGGUGAAGAGCAGGAGCCAGAAGUUGCUGGCGUUGUUGCUGUUGAUUCACCGUCUGAGAAGAAGCUGCCUACUGAAUUUGUCGAUGACAACUCAUCAAUGAUGAGCUGGCAUACAAAAAGUACCGCAGAAGUUCCCACGAUAGGGUGGAGAAGCAAAAAGACCCUAGAGGGUAUCGUUAAGGAAUUAGACGAGUAUUUCCUAAAAGCAUCAGCUGGUGAAAAAGAGAUUGCCAUUUUGAUGGAUAUCAAUGGAGGGGACACUGCCCUUCCGCAGAAUCAGAAAGAAAACAAAAGGAAGAGGAGCAAUUCUGCCAGGGUCUUUAGUGCCUUGUCCUGGAGCUGGUCUUCAAAGUCACUUCAGCUUGCAAGAGAUGGUGCUGAGUGCAGCUUUUCUGAACCAUGCAGGCCCGGAGCUCAUUCCAUCACACUCGGAAAACUAUAUGCGUUAGAGCAUAAACUUUACAAGGAAGUAAAGGAGGAAGAACUUACUAAGCUAGAGCAUGAACGGAAAUCCACAUUGCUGCAGAAGCAAGAAGAUGAAAACCAUGAUUCGACCAAGAGAGAUAAAACUCGGUUAAGUGUUGAAAGUUUGGAGUCUGACAUAACAUGUCUGCGGGAUUCAAUAAGUAUGACAAGUUCAUCCAUAUUGAAGCUCAUUGACGAGGAGCUGCAUCCUCAGCUGGUUGCAUUAACUUCUGGUCUGAUGCAUGUGUGGAGAACUAUGUCCGAGUGCCACAAUGCUCAGUAUGAGAUAUCCCAACAGUUGAAUCAUCUCAUGGAUUGUCAGAACAUAGACCUGACCACUGAAUACCAUCGUCAGGCUGCAGAACAGCUUGAAGCUGAGGUCAUUCGCUGGUACAACAGCUUCUGCAAACUUGUAAAAUCUCAACAAGACUAUGUAGGAAACAUCUGCAAGUGGAUCCAGCUGACUGACUUCCUCGUGGUUGAUCAUCAACGGAGUGAUUGCUUAUCUGCUAUGAGUAAGCUUUGUGAAGAAUGGCAGGUGAUCUUUCAAAGGCUACCUGAUAAGGUAGCGGCAGAGGCUAUUAAGAGCUUUUUAUCAGCCAUUCAGUCAAUAAUUGAGCAGGAAGCGGAAGAACAGAAGCUGCAUAAAAAAUCUGAUAAGCUUGAGAAAAGGUUGCAAAAGGAAUUAAUGUCGGUAAGUGAGAUGGAACGGAAACUGGAAGGCGGGUCAGGUGCUGAAAAUACAAAGUCUAAUUUGAGUCCUAAUGAUUCCUUGUCACUAAAAUGGGCAAAAAUUGAAGCCUUAAAGAAACAAGUGGAGGUUGAGAAGGCUAAAUAUUUGAAGGCAGUUGAGAUUGGGAAGACAAUGAGUCUGAACAACCUGAAAACAAGCCUCCCGAACGUGUUCCGGGCAUUAAUGGGGUUCGCAAGUUCUUAUGCUCAGGCUUUUGAGGCCAUUCAUGCCCCACAACAAUCUGAUAUUUGCAAUGCAUCUCAGCCUCAGGACUGAGAUUCAAACCGAAUAUGCAUAGAUCAUCAGCCUUCUUUUAUUCUCACUCAAUAUUUAGUAGGUCUAUCUGCUGUUUACAGCAUCUGAGAUUUACUGCCACGAAGUUCCGAUUAUAUUAGCAUUUAUGAAACGAAAAUGUUAUAUUUAUGUUUUUUUCGUUGAAAGAUGCAGGAUCUUUGAAUUUUUGUUCUAGACUAAAUCUUCUCUCGGAAGAUUUUAGGUGCACAACAUAAAUAAUUUACGAGUCUGUUUUCGUUGAUGUACUGAUCUUGUGCUGACGGAUUUUAAUACGACUUAGACUGAAUUUUUAUAACC